AUGGACCAAGAGUCCGAUGGCAAGGGAGCGAAAGCGAAAGGGACGGGCGUCACCUCUGAAGACGAUGGCGGAAGCCCAACGUCAAACACAAUCGGAGCUGGGUCCUCGCCAGGCUCGACACGUUAUUGGUGGUUUGUUGCAACCGAGCUCAAUCUUGUGGCUCUGGCUAACCGUCUGCUUGCUUUUUCCCAACAGCGCCUCCAGCCCCCAUAUGCAUGGCUGUUUUGGUUUCUCAAUGCCAGAGGCGAGUUUGUCGACUCGUCCCAACCUCCAUCGGGCUUCGUCGAAUAUAGUGUGAUAUCCCAUGUCCUGCCUAGAGAGGAAGGCAGUACACUGUCCUUCGACCCGGGGCUUUACACCUGGAUGAACAGCCCUGCUCCCCCGGCUGUAGGUGUCUUGUAUCCUCAACAGCUAUGUCGCACAAGCAGUCUUCGACAUCUCAACCCUAUUGUGAUUGUCGCUUUCGACAUCAACAUUGCCUGGUCAUGUCGGAGAAUUUGGCAUCCCGCCUGGGACGACCCGUAG
Molecule: messenger RNA, 525 nt
Organism: Colletotrichum tamarilloi
Lineage: Eukaryota; Fungi; Ascomycota; Sordariomycetes; Glomerellales; Glomerellaceae
Exons: 4
Coding region: 1-525 (174 amino acids)
Source: RefSeq, a predicted model, not a curated record